GAGGAUCUCAAUGCACCUUUAAAUGCUGUGCCUCUGUUGGCACGUUCUCAGACUAGCAAUGGACUUGGCAGCGAGACAGAGAACAGCGUCCCGCUGACAGACUUCAAACCGUGUCUCCGUCUCCGAGAUCCGCAGACGGUGCGCUGGCGGAAGAAAGGCAAAAUCUUCUCCCGGCCCCGGCAUCUCCAAAGGGGCUGGCAAGCUCCGAUAUGGACCUGGUGCUGAGCGGGCUGAGGGACUUCUCCUGCAAACCCACCCGGUUCGCGGAUUGGGACGGGAGGGGCGCUCAGUCCGGACUGUGUAAGCGGCAGAGCUGUACCGACAUCGGCUGGGAGCCGCACGACAAGGGGCAGGGGGUGGACUUGGAGAAGGCCCUGGACCGGCUGAAAUCGGAACUGAUGGAAAUGCGUUCUCAGAAUCAGUCCUUGGUGAAACAGUUGAUGGAGCUUCAUGCAGGGAUCCAGGACUUGAAGCAGGAAUAUGAUAGUGAUGAAGAGAUGGAUGAAUCAGAGAAUGACAGCAUUGAUCGCACAGAUGGCUGCCACCCAAACCAUUCUCAGCCCAGAUUCAGCCUGCAAGUGGUGAUCUCCCACCCGAAACAGAACCGCAGGAACUCACUGCCCUAAUGUUGGCUGUAGAAGGAAUGGGACAGCUCACACAUUGAGAAUUUAACUCAAGAUUCAAGAUUGUUUAAUGUAAUUUUCUAUACACAAGUGUAAGGAAAACAAAAUAAUUGUUACUCCAGAUCCAAAGCAGCACAAAAAACACAAUAAGAUAAAGAGCACACUAAUAAUAAUAAAAAAUACACAGCAUCAGUAUAAAUCUAUAAGAUAGUUUAGACACAUAUAUUGACUGUGUGUCCAUAAGUUGUCACUAGGCUGUACAAGAGGUGACUGAUGAGAUGUAAUGUACAAUCACUGCAACUUUAACUGCCAUAUGACAACUUCAAACUAUCUGCAACACUGCAUUUUGUAACAUUCAUGUGCAUUGUUUUACACAUUUCACAGAAAGUAAGCGUUCAAUACUCAAAGAGCUAAUAAAGAGCUGUAUCAGUUUGGCAAAAUUAUAAGCAGCACCUUAAACUAUUCAGCUACAUUUAGUGUGAUAAAUGGUUUCGAUGAGGCCCUCCGUUGGUCGGCGUUGACCAUGGAUAUCUGUCUAUGUGAUACGCAAGCCAGGGCAGUACGAUAUGGAGAGCAAGCUGUUGCCCAUGUUGCAGGUUUCUUCUCUCCACCCAACUGAUGAAUCCAAAGGAACUCAAAGGCAGAGACAGAUACAUUUUAGCACCAGCAGCAUCGCAGGAGUUGCCAGUCAGCAUUGAACUCAACAUAGGAUGCCUUAGGGACUCCAGCUCUGAAUUUUUCCUUGGUGUUUACUCCUGAAGCCUUCCCCAUGAGUGUGUAUGGCAGCGGAGGUUUGAGAUCAGAGUUUUCCUUCUAGAUGAGCUGCCAACCAAGGCUGAAGAGCCCCAUCUGCCUGAAGCGACUGGUUUCAUGGAGCCAGUAACCCAACUUUGCCCCCUCUCCUGUUAGUAGAAAUAGUUCACUGGGCUUAGUAGCUAAGCCACAUGUGAAGUCCAGGAGCUGAAAUUGGUUGUCAGAGGCUAUUUGAGAUGCACACCAUUGGGAGCAUUUAAUAGUGGAAGCUUAACCUCACUACCUCCCCUGGCGAUGACAACCUUAAGGUUUCUAUGACACUUUGAAAUGAAUGAAAGAGCAUCAGUGAGUACUUGACUACUUGCUAAGCUUAUUUAUGGAAAGCUUAUAUAAUUUUCUCAGGAUGAGACUAGAAUGGGGGGGUUAAGGGUGAAAGUUGAAAUACCUAAGGGGAAACUGAUGGGGAACUUCUUCACUCAGGGACAAGCUGCCAGUGGAAAUGGUGGAUGAGGUUUAAUUGCAACAUUAAGAUAAGUUUGAAUAGAGACACAGAUGGGAGGGGAAUGUACGGCUACCGUCCAGGUGUGGAUAUAAAACAAAUUCUUCAUUCAUUAUUUGCCAUGCGGUAUGACAUGAGUGAUCAUAAUGUUCUUGGCAAAUUUUUGUACAGAAGCGGUUUGCCAUUACCUUCUUCUGGGCAGCGUCUUUACAAGACAGGUGACCCCAGCCAUUAUCAGUACUCUUCAGAGAUUGUCUACCUGGUGUCAGUGGUUGCAUAACCAGGACUUGUGAUGUACACCAGCUGCUCAUAUGACCAUCCAUUACCUGCGCCCAUGGCUUCACGUGGCUGAUUGACAGGGGGAGGGCUAAGCAGGUGCUACACCUUGCCCAAGAGUUACCAACAGGCUAGCAGAGGAAAGGAGAGCCUUACACCUCCUUUGGUAGAGAUGUAUCUCCACCCCAUAACCUGAAAAAAAACAAAUACAGGAUUAUAAUGUCAAAUUAUUUUCUUGGCUGUCUCAUUAAUGCAGAAUUCUUGUAAUUAAUUGUAAUCAACUAUUUGUGACGUUUACCAGAAGCAUUGCAGACGUAGAGCCUGAGGCAUUGUCGACAAUCAAUGCCACACAUCUCACAAUCACCUUGACCCACUACCAUCAGGGAGGAGGUACAGGAGCAUCAGGACUAGGGCUGCCAGACUGGGUAACAGCUUCUUCUCUCAGGAUGUGAGAUUAUUAAGUAUCCUGCCAACACUGAGGUCUCAUCAUGCUGACAGCAAGCUGUUUACUGUUUACAUGUGCUGCACUCUACAUGCAUUUUGAAUUAUAUUUUAUUAACUUACUUGUGGCAAUAUUUUGUUUUAUGACCUCAAAGAGGACCACAUCCUUGUUGUGGUUUGAAGUCUUGUGUGCCUUGAGAUCUAUGUUGGUUGGAGUUAAGGUUUUAUGCUUUGGCUCUUGGUAGGGUCAGCCAUGCCAAACAGUUCAAAGAGUAGAGGCUAGACUGGGUAGUCCACCGGUCCUCCAGGUUCGGGGGUUCAGCUCAGAACUAACAACCCUAACUGGUCAAACAAAACUGUGACAGAAAUCGCAGUGAACAAUCUUUUUACAUCUGUGUUUGACGGUAUUCCUGAGUCUUCACCCAGGACUUGCAUGACCGACAAUAGUGAAAACCAAGAUGAAGCUACUGACAUGACGAGGGAAGCCCUGAACACCACCAGAGAUGGAGGACCUUCAUUGCUGCCCUAAGCACCAGCGGCGAAAUGGGCAGUAAGUAAGUAAGUUUGUUUCAUGUGCUGUACGUGACAUAUGUAUUGAGGGAGUACCAUGGUCUGGAAGAAUACUGUACCGUCAGAUGACAAUAAACUUGGACUUGAAAUUGAAUUCCACAGCAAAAAAAUGAAUAAAGUAGGGAAACUGUAUUUCUUUC
Messenger RNA from Mobula hypostoma (lesser devil ray), 3302 nucleotides. Its product is annotated as alanine and arginine-rich domain-containing protein-like. NCBI's taxonomy places the organism in Eukaryota, Metazoa, Chordata, Chondrichthyes, Myliobatiformes, Myliobatidae. Bases 210 to 626 code for a protein of 138 amino acids. The transcript has 2 exons. The record is from RefSeq and is a predicted model, not a curated record.